UAUUACAGAGUGGGUUUCAUCGUCCAAGGUGUUUUCUACCCUUUAUAUUGGUCAUGCUUUGACCAGCGCCGGUUAGAAGUUAUAUAUGUGUGGUAUCCACAGACCCCGGCCAACGCUGCCCCUCAAAGUAAUAUUGAGCGACCCAAUUUUCUCCCCGGCACCUUCUUCCCCGGAGUGGAUAUCAACAAUCUUUACACUCAGACUCACCAAAGAAACAGAAUAGCUCAACUCACUGGCAGAAAUACAUAUGUGAACGACACACAGUUCUUAUCUCGUGGUCAUCUAGCUGCUAGGACUGAUUUCAUUUUCGCUACUGGUCAAGAAGCCUCAUUCUGGUUCAUUAACGCUGCCCCUCAAUGGCAACCUUUUAACGCUGGUAACUGGAACUCACUGGAGCAGAACCUACGUACUCGCAUUGGAGCUGCUGGGUACCACACUACGAUUUACACAGGAACAUUUGGUGUGACUCAACUCCGUAAUGCACAAGGUCAAUUCGUUGACAUCUAUUUGCACACCAAUACCCAAGUUCCAGUGCCGCUGUACUUUUAUAAGGUGGCGUAUGAUGCAACUAGACGCCUGGGCACAGCCUUUAUCAGCAUCAACAACCCUCACUAUACGUUAGACGAGGCGCGUGUGCUGCAAUUCUGCAUUGACCGCUGCCGUGGUAAUAGUGCCUUCAACUGGAUCCGUUGGCAGCCUGACCGCGUCGAUAUAGGCUACAGCUUCUGCUGCACCAUCGAUGAUUUUAGGAGGGUCAUUCCGCACCUCCCCGCCUUUACUGUAAACGGUCUUCUAACAUAAUUCAAGUGUACCCAUUGAAACUACAUAAGUAAUAUGUCCCAGUUUGAAUUACAAUUUUAUUUUCCGAUUGAAUUACUUAAUUUUAUU
Hyposmocoma kahamanoa is the source of this 888-nucleotide messenger RNA. RefSeq lists its product as uncharacterized. The annotation marks the transcript as partial. The transcript has 4 exons. The record is from RefSeq and is a predicted model, not a curated record. Gene Ontology annotation, biological process: apoptotic DNA fragmentation. NCBI's taxonomy places the organism in Eukaryota, Metazoa, Arthropoda, Insecta, Lepidoptera, Cosmopterigidae. Gene Ontology annotation, molecular function: nucleic acid binding; single-stranded DNA endonuclease activity; metal ion binding. Gene Ontology annotation, cellular component: mitochondrial inner membrane; nucleus.